AUAUCAAACUUGGAUCACAAGAAUCUAUCAGAACCAUGAUUCCAAAUAACACAAACUUCAAUCUUCUUCACGUUGUGCCUCCGUAUCCCAAUGCAUUAGAUGUGACUCAUCAGAAUUCGGGCAACUCAUCGCCGUCCCUGCAUAACUACUCGUCAAUGUCGCCAGCAUCAUCGGUGUCGAAUACCGUGUACAAUAGUUCAGAAGUGAGCCCGAUGGGAACGGGAGAUGCCAGUUGGAAUAAGGCGCCAAACUACUUUGAACGACCUAAACCAGACCGCCACAUUGUAUUGAACCCGCUUGGAUCACCAGAUAUUGGAGCUCAAUUCCAAAGUCCAGCUUCUUCCAUCAUGAAUACAAUCAAUUCUUUGGUUCAUGGAUCAUCCGGUGGCUUAUUGCAGGUCCAACAAAGUCAAUAUUUCGGACCUGCUGAACUGAAUCCUAAUCUCAAAAGGCCACACGACGCAACUACUUCCACAGAGUUUGGAGCAUUAUCAGUUGUUCCAAUCCCAUUUGAUUGCAAUCAAACUACUGGUGGCAUUGAACAGACAAUACGUGAGGUGGCAACAAAUAAAAGAGAAAGAGUGGAUGAAGAGCUUGAUGUCAUCAUCCCAAAGAAGCAACCACGACUUUCAGUAAAUGGUAAGCGAAUUGGACGGCCACCAGGCUCAUGUAAAGCCAACUACAUUCCACCAACAAAAAUCACGGAACAAAAUGAUGAAGACGUGCGUCAGUGUCUAUGGGACGGGUGCACAUUGACACUUGACGAUCGAGCGACGUUCUUCGUGCACGUUGAUAAUCACAUCCAAAAGAAUGAGGUAAAUUCUCACAAGCGCACCCACACAAAGCAAAAAUUAUAUUGCUGCGAAGUUUGUCCGAAACGAUACGGUCGAUUAGAGAAUCUGAAGACUCACAGACGUACUCAUACAGGUGAGAAACCGUACCACUGCAAUGUACCAAAUUGUAACAAAAGCUUCACCAAUGCUUCCGAUCGUUCCAAACAUUCAAAGCGCACCCACUCCAAUGAGAAACCGUAUUGCUGCGACUUUGGAAGCUGUGCUUGUGCCUACACCGAUCCAUCGUCACUCAGAAAGCAUGUAAAGUCGAAACAUCCCGAACAUCAUGCCAUGAAAAUGGCUAUGCGAAAAACUCAACGAAAAUCAAUAAAACAAAUUGCUUCAGAGAAAGUACAGAUGUCGCCAUUGCCAACGGCUGCCGAAGCACCAAUUUCCCCUCAACAGAACUUGCCAACACUGCCACUCAACAUGAUCCCACCACCACUGCAGACUCAACUUCCACUACGUGUCCCACCAUUCACUGGAAUGCCAUUUGCGAAUCCAGCACUCCAACUCUUUUUGGCUACGCAAAUGAGAAUGGCUCCGCCAAUGACUCCGUUUCCCCUCCCGCAACUCACUUCUCUGAAUGUCAGCCCGCUUGACUUGGCUGCGAUUUUAGCCGGCGCUGCCACCCCAAAACCUUCAACAGAUUGAUUCUGGAUGCCAGUUUUUCUUUUUUACUAUGUGAAACUUCAAAAAAUUCCGGAAAUAUCAAUUACAAAUUCAUUUCAUCUACUAUCACUGUUGUAGUAACUACAGCUAAAAUUUAGUUUUUAUUUCAAAUUAUAGGCUCUUGAUUAUUUCAUUAUACCCAAUAUCUUAAUAUACAGUUUUGACAAACAACGUAAAGCUUCAAACCAAAAAACCCAAAAAAUAGACAAUUAAAGUUUUUAAUUAAAAUUGAACCAACAGUUUUUAAUAUUUGCAAUUAUUUCACUGUGCAAGUUUAAUUGUUUUUCUUUGAUUUUUAUGUUCAUUUCUGAUUUCCUCCUGUGUAGUUUUUUUUUAAUUUUGAUUGUGAUCUCUUGUAGUUACGUACCUCUUUAUUUUAUUUCCUACCUCUUUUAUGAAACUUUUUUCACCAUUGCAUUGGUUUUUAUUACUAUUAUUAUUCUACCUUUAAUCUGAAAAUAAAAAAUAUGCACGAAAA
This is a messenger RNA of Caenorhabditis elegans, 1983 nucleotides long. It is a transcript of the gene ztf-14, whose product is annotated as C2H2-type domain-containing protein. Gene Ontology annotation, molecular function: RNA polymerase II transcription regulatory region sequence-specific DNA binding. The record is from RefSeq and is marked reviewed. Bases 36 to 1487 code for a protein of 483 amino acids. Gene Ontology annotation, biological process: negative regulation of transcription by RNA polymerase II. Gene Ontology annotation, cellular component: nucleus. The transcript has 9 exons. NCBI's taxonomy places the organism in Eukaryota, Metazoa, Nematoda, Chromadorea, Rhabditida, Rhabditidae.